This is a messenger RNA of Triticum aestivum (bread wheat), 2189 nucleotides long. RefSeq lists its product as uncharacterized. The transcript is spliced from 9 exons. NCBI's taxonomy places the organism in Eukaryota, Viridiplantae, Streptophyta, Magnoliopsida, Poales, Poaceae. The coding region runs from base 51 to 953 and encodes 300 amino acids. Gene Ontology annotation, molecular function: oxidoreductase activity. Gene Ontology annotation, cellular component: chloroplast. The record is from RefSeq and is a predicted model, not a curated record.
ACACCCGACAACAACUCUCGCUUCACUCGCCGGAGGGGGACGGAGCAAAUAUGGCCACGGCGGCGGCGGCGGCGGCGACGAUGCGUCUGUCUUCCCCGUUCAGGGCCCCGCCUCUCCGUCCUCCCUGCCACCGCGUCGUCCCGUCGAUGCGGGGCCCCAGGCGGGCCGGGCUGGCCGUCUCGGCGGCCGCCGCCGGGUCGCCCCCCACCGUGCUCGUCACCGGCGCCGGAGGACGGACAGGCCAAAUUGUGUACAAGAAGCUGAAGGAGAGGGCAGACCAGUUUGUGGCCAGAGGGCUGGUCAGGACGCCGGACAGCAAGGGUAAGAUAGGCGGCGGCGACGACGUGUUCAUCGGCGACAUCAGGGAUCCUGGGAGCAUUGCUCCGGCGAUUGAGGGCAUCGACGCGCUCAUCAUCCUCACCAGUGGGGUCCCGAAGAUGAAGCCCGGGUUCGAUCCUAGCAAGGGUGGACGGCCGGAGUUUUACUUUGAGGAAGGGUCUGAUCCUGAGCAGGUGGAUUGGAUAGGCCAAAAGAACCAAAUUGAUGCUGCCAAGAGCAUUGGUGUAAAGCAGAUAGUUUUGGUUGGAUCCAUGGGCGGAACAGAUAUCAACCAUCCAUUAAACAAGCUUGGGAAUGGGAAUAUACUGGUGUGGAAACGGAAGGCAGAGCAGUACCUAGCGGACUCUGGUCUACCAUACACAAUUAUAAGGGCUGGAGGACUACAAGACAAAGAUGGUGGGGUGCGUGAGUUGAUUGUUGGAAAGGAUGACGAGAUCUUGAAGACGGAAACAAAAACUAUUGCCAGGGCAGAUGUUGCAGAAGUUUGCAUACAGGCCUUGCUAUUUGAGGAAGCAAAGUUCAAGGCGUUUGAUCUGGCUUCAAAACCUGAAGGUGAAGGAACACCGAUGACAGAUUUUAAGUCUGUUUUUGCACAAAUUGCUACUCGCUUCUAAGAGGACAAGAUCAUUCUGGCCAAUGAAAUGGGACAGUAUCUUUAAUUAGGCGAUAUGGAAUUUGUACUGGGUCAGGCUGGUGUUCGCAAGGAACCACUCCUAUGAAUCAGGGAAGAAAUGCUGGCACCAGCUUGGGGGCAAGCCGGUUGUUAAGGGGGAGGGGAUGUCAGCAUCCCUGCCACCAUGGGCCGGCUAUGGGCUAGGCCCAAGUGCCUCGCUCUCGCUGGAGCUACUAUCACAACUACUACAAGUAUCAGGACCCAGGGGCUGGACAAGGCAUCGAGUGGAUCAACGAAACCCGAUGGCGGCGGCUCUUAUCCUACCUUCAGCUCUCUCCUUUUCUCUUUCCCAGUUCCUUGUAAUGGCUACUCUGUAAUCAAAUCCUCUAUGCGUAGUGAGUUUUUUUUUUUUUGAGACAUUCUAUGUUUUUUUUUUGAGCAUCCUGAGACAUUCUAUGUGUAGUGAGGAAUCGAGAGAUCCAUAGUGUGUCCCUUACACAGCACAGGGCCCAGGCCCCAGGCCCAGUUAAAACACGACACUGCACAGGACCCAGGCCCAGUUAAAACACGACACAGUAGUUCAGCACGUACGUAAUCGCUCUCCGAAGGCGGUAAACGCUCCUCUCUCUCUCUCUCCUCCUCUUCGGUUCUCCUCCGCGACCUCUCUCUCCAUGGCCGCCACGAGGAACCUCGGCAGGUCGCCGCCGCUGGCGGCGGCGGCGUAGGCGAAAGAAGACGAAGCGGAGGGGCUCCUCUCCUCGCGCUCCUCCGCCGACCUCGGCCUCCACCCCACCCCACCCCACCCUCUGCGUCCGCCCGCCUCCAAGGAGGCUCCUCAUCUGAUCUGAGCAAGUAGCAAAAGUAGGGAAUUACACACCUUGGUUAUUGAGCAGCAGCAGCAUCAGAUCCAGUGCUUUGUGAGAAGAGUAGUGAGGAUGUGGACUAUGAAAGAAGAGUAGUGAGGCUGUGGUGUUGAUGUAAACUAAAUUUUUUUGUUCCUCUUCUUGUUGCUUUGUUCCCAACGUCAGGCAUGGUGAUUGUGAGAGAGAAUGGUCCAGAUAACAACCAGUUGUCCUGUCGAUUAGUUCUAGGCCCGGCUGCGCAUCAGAGGAUAAAAGUGUUAAUUAGGAAUGCUGGCCUGGGUUUCAAUCAUUAUUAAGGUUCCUAAUUGCAUUGUUAAAAAAAUCAUGUAAACAUGUACAGUACAUUUUGAUUUAAUUUAAUCAAAUUAGGAUCC